AUUACAUGGUUCUUACUUCUAUUUAUACUAACUAAUAUGUUUACUUAUUACUAGUUGAUAGUUUGUUAAGAUACAGAUUAUAUUAUUUGUUUAGGUUUGUUUAUAUAUAUAUUGCUUGCUUAGAUACAAUUGCUUUGUUCUAAGAUAAGGUUGUGGUAUUCAAACUCAAUGUUGUUUUGAUACUUGUUUGUUUAGGAUUAUUUGUUGUAGUGACAGUGCACUUCAAUUGUUCUAACUCAAGGUUGUUUCUGCAUUCUGUUUACUGAAACAAAAGGUUGUUUUGAUGUUUGUUACUAUUAUAAGGAAUACAUUCCUUAACUCGCGUGAAAUUUUGUAUAACAAGGCCUGCGUAGGCUACCGGGUGCCGAGCAAGAAGAAGGCUGCGUGGGUAAGCGUGGCAAAGGAGCUAGGUGCUACUGAUGAGCAAUGUUCGAAGAGGUGGCUGACUCUAAGGGAGAGAUUCAGUAGGGACGUAAGGAAAAUGGAGUCACCAUCAGGAAGUGGGGCGAGUAACACCGAAACCUGGCCAUUGUUCGAUAAUAUGAGCUUUUUAAAACUAUAUAUACAGCCCAGACAAAAUCGCUGCACCACAAACAUUUUAGAAGAUAUGUAUUCGCAGGAGCUGUUGGAGCCAUUUAGUUUUGAAAGUUCUCCGACUAUUUUAUCGUCACCUUCGGAGUUGUCGUCUUCAACUCCGAUCCGGAAAAGAGUCAAGAAAACAAACAGCGAUGACGACAGCUGUUUCAAAGAAGCGUGCGAGCUAUACAAAAGCAUGUGUGCAGAGAGGAGCAAUUGCAGCGAGGCGGUGAGGUCGUUUGGUGUUAUGUUGACCUCUAUCAUGAACGGUAUGAGCGAGGUAAAGCAAAUGAAAGCAAUACAAGUUUUAACAAAUUCGUUAUUUGCUAUUAAAUCGGAACCCGAAUAAUUUUUUUUUUAUUUUAAAAUCAUUUGUUUGUUGUUUUAUACAUAUAUUGAAUUAAUAUGUAAAAAUGUUUAAAACGCUUGUUACCUAGACAUAAGAAACAAC
Molecule: messenger RNA, 1027 nt
Organism: Bactrocera neohumeralis
Lineage: Eukaryota; Metazoa; Arthropoda; Insecta; Diptera; Tephritidae
Product: transcription factor Adf-1-like
Exons: 3
Coding region: 284-925 (213 amino acids)
Biological process (GO): regulation of transcription by RNA polymerase II
Cellular component (GO): transcription regulator complex; nucleus
Source: RefSeq, a predicted model, not a curated record